GGCGUGUCCGGAGCAGGCGGGAGGGAGCGAUAUAAAAGUGCUGGCGGCGCGCCGGCCGGGGUUUCAUUCGCCGCCUAGCGCCGGGACCGGGAGCGCCGCGGGAAGCACGGGCGGUGGAAAGGGCGCUGCGCUCGGGCUACCCAAUGCGUGGACUAUCUGCAGCCGCUGCUCGUGCAAUAUGCUGGAGCUCCAGAACAGCUAAACGGAGUCGCCACACCGCUGCCUGGGCUGGAUCACAGCGCUGCCUUUCCUUAUGAAGAAGACACAAUACAUGAAUCCAACAGCUGCAAGGGACUGCUUUUGGGUGUAAGUCACCUGUGUAGUCAGAACAUUUAUGAAACAAAUUGAGGCAACACCAGGAUGCUUUUUAUAAUGUAUGCUGUUUUCAAGACUUGGAUUAUCACUUGCAUUUAUCUUCAACUGCUCCUCUUUAAUCCUCUCGUCAGAACUACAGGGAUCUGCACGAACCGUGUCACUGAUGAUGUGAAAGACGUUACAAAAUUGGUGACCAACAAUCCUAAAAGUUUUUAUUUAUGCUUUAUCUUUCUCCCUUUCAAUUUCUUGCAGCCUAGUCAUUGUUGGAUAAGCAAAAUGGUGGAGCAAUUGUCAGUCAGCUUGACUGAUCUUCUGGACAAGUUUUCAAAUAUUUCUGAAGGCUUGAGUAACUAUUCUAUCAUAGACAAACUUGUGAAAAUAGUAGAUGACCUUGUGGAGUGCAUGGAAGAACACCCAUUGGAGAAUGUAAAAAAGUCAUCUAACAGCCUAGAACUCAAGAUGUUUACUCCUGAAGAAUUCUUUAGAAUUUUUAAUAGAUCCAUCAAUGCCUUCAAGGACUUGGAGAUAGUGUCAUCUAAAACUAGCGAAUGUGUGUUUUCUUCAACAUUAAGUCCGGACAAUGAUUCCAGAGUCAGUGUCACAAAACCAUUUAUGUUACCCCCUGUUGCAGCCAACUCCCUUAGGAAUGACAGCAGUAGCAGUAAUAGGAAGGCCUUGAAUUCCAUUGGAGACUCCAAGCUGCAAUGGGCAGCCAUGACGUUGCCAGCAUUCUUCUCUCUUUUAGUUGGCUUUGGUUUUGGAGCCUUAUACUGGAAGAAGAAACAACCAAAUCUUACAAGGACAGUUGAAAAUAUACAGAUUAAUGAAGAGGAUAAUGAGAUAAGUAUGUUGCAAGAAAAAGAAAGAGAGUUUCAAGAAGUCUAAUUGUGGCUUGUAUCCACACUGUUACUUUCGUAUAUUGGUGGGUAACAGUUCAUGUUUGCUUCAUAAAUGAAGCCGCUUUAAACAAAUUCAUAUUCUGUCUGGAGUGACAGACUGCGUCUUUUCCUGUUCUUGCUACCCAUGACUCUAUAUGGAUGAUUCAGAAAUUGGAACAAAGUGUUUUACUGUGAAACUGGCACUGAAUUAAUCAUCUAUAAAGAAGAACUUGCAUGGAGCAGGACUCUACUCUAAGGACCUGGGGGACUUGUAGUGUCAUUUAGAACCUGCAACUGAUGUUGGGAGAGAAAGCACGUAUCCCAGACUGCACGCCCAUUUUGCAUGCCUCCAGAAAUGUCUAAUAGCUGAAAACCACAUAGCUUUAUUUUUUGUUACAACCUGCAGUUUGUAGUUAUCUCGGUCCCUUCAAGUAGCGUUCAAGCUGGAUAAUUGCGGUAAUAAUUUUUCUUCAAAGGGAUCUAGAAGAAUUUUAAAGACAAAAACUCGAUAGCAUCAGCCACUGCACAUAUUCAAAGCAGAGGAGGAAAAAGUGAUUGGAGUGGGUAUCACGUCAGCUUCUUAGCCGCUAAUGAUAUGGGUCUGAUCUCAAGUCUCUUCCUGUUGUAAAACACGCUCACCCACAUCGCAGGAGACAAAGGGGCACGGUCAGCUGGUGCUGAAUUGGAACAGUGAUGCCUUUGCAGCGGGGAGAGCCCCCAAAGAGUCAUCGCACGAAGAAGCUAUGAAAACUGAACAACAGGGCAGUCGCCGAGGAGGACAUUUGUCUCCCCUGGUGCGGGCGGCCUUUUCCCUUGACCACUGUCGGGUGUAUAAAUCAUGCUUGCAAAAUA
Molecule: messenger RNA, 2045 nt
Organism: Myotis davidii
Lineage: Eukaryota; Metazoa; Chordata; Mammalia; Chiroptera; Vespertilionidae
Gene: KITLG
Product: KIT ligand
Exons: 11
Coding region: 361-1200 (279 amino acids)
Biological process (GO): cell adhesion; positive regulation of cell population proliferation
Cellular component (GO): plasma membrane
Molecular function (GO): stem cell factor receptor binding; cytokine activity
Source: RefSeq, a predicted model, not a curated record